Molecule: messenger RNA, 1075 nt
Organism: Hordeum vulgare subsp. vulgare (domesticated barley)
Lineage: Eukaryota; Viridiplantae; Streptophyta; Magnoliopsida; Poales; Poaceae
Product: rho GDP-dissociation inhibitor 1-like
Exons: 5
Coding region: 151-777 (208 amino acids)
Biological process (GO): Rho protein signal transduction
Cellular component (GO): cytoplasm; cytosol; membrane
Molecular function (GO): Rho GDP-dissociation inhibitor activity; protein binding
Source: RefSeq, a predicted model, not a curated record
GCAGCGCACCGCGGCCCCCCCCUCCCUCCCUCCGAUCGCCGCCGUCAACCGCCGCACCUCUGCCCGGCCUUCCCCCGAGUGCGACGGAGGAGGAGCCCAGUCGCGCGGGAGACCGACUCGCGAGCGCACAGCGUCCGUGCGUCGCCGGCCAUGGACAAUAAGGAGGAGCACACCGGCAACCACCCCGAGCGGGAGGAGGUCGAGGAGGAGGAGGACGAGGAGGCCAAGCGCGCCGUCGUGCUCGGCCCCCAGGUGCCCCUCAAGGAGCAGCUCGAGCUCGACAAGGAUGAUGAGAGCCUGAGGAGGUGGAAGGAGCAACUGCUUGGGCAGGUUGACACAGAGCAGCUCGGAGAGACUGCGGAGCCGGAGGUGAAGGUGCUGAACCUGACCAUCCUGUCGCCGGAUCGGCCGGACCUGGUCCUGCCCAUCCCCUUCGUGCCCGACGAGAAGGGUUACGCCUUUGCGCUCAAGGACGGCAGCGCCUACAGCUUCCGCUUCUCAUUCAUCGUCUCCAACAACAUUGUGUCCGGGCUCAAGUACACCAACACCGUCUGGAAGACUGGAGUAAGAGUUGAGAACCAGAAGAUGAUGCUGGGGACAUUCAGUCCCCAGGCAGAGCCCUACACAUAUGAGGGUGAAGAAGAGACCACCCCUGCUGGCAUGUUUGCAAGAGGCUCCUAUUCUGCUAAACUAAAGUUUGUUGAUGAUGAUGGAAAGUGCUACUUGGAGAUGAGUUACUACUUUGAGAUUAGGAAGGACUGGCCAACCGGCCAAUGAUGUGGGAACAAGGCUUCAUUCCAUGUUAGCUCAUAGCUAAGCCAAGGCAGAUUGGCAGAUUGCGCUGUCGCUUCUAGAGACCAUUACAAUCAUUCCUUUACGCCGUCGCCCGUCGUUAACCGCCUUUCUUUUUAAACUUUGUUGUUCCGAGCCUACUUAAUUUUCACCCUCUUUUUUUUCUUUUCUUUUUCUUUCCGCAUAAUGUUCAUUCAAACUCGCUAUAUAAUCGGUUCUCCCUGGAGAUACUCUGAUACUGCUAUUUAUAUAUGUACCCGAUCGACUUGUUGCUUGUCCGAAA